Alligator mississippiensis (American alligator) is the source of this 3729-nucleotide messenger RNA. RefSeq names its product SAFB like transcription modulator (gene SLTM). The transcript has 21 exons. Gene Ontology annotation, cellular component: nucleus. The coding region runs from base 21 to 3146 and encodes 1041 amino acids. Gene Ontology annotation, molecular function: sequence-specific DNA binding; RNA binding. Gene Ontology annotation, biological process: regulation of mRNA processing; regulation of transcription by RNA polymerase II. NCBI's taxonomy places the organism in Eukaryota, Metazoa, Chordata, Crocodylia, Alligatoridae. The record is from RefSeq and is a predicted model, not a curated record.
CCGCGCUCACUCGCCCUAAAAUGGCCGCCGCUGCCGCCGUCUCCUCGCCCGCCGCGGGGGCCGGGGCCACCCCUGCCGGGGCCGCGUCGCUGCCCCCCACCGAGAGCAAGAAGAUCACGGACUUGCGCGUCAUCGACCUCAAGUCGGAGCUGAAGCGGCGCAACCUGGACAUCACCGGCGUCAAGACCGUGCUCAUCGCCCGCCUCAAGCAGGCUAUCGAAGAAGAAGGAGGAGAUCCAGAGAACAUCGAAAUAACCGUUUCCACUGACACGCCCACCAAGAAACCAACCAAAGGCAAAGGUAGAAAACAGGAAGCUGAUGAACUAUGUGGUGAUGCUUCAGUUGAAGAUGAUUCCUCUGUUAAGGAAAAUGAAUUGGAGGCUCAAGAUGCAAGUGAUCAAGAUGGAAAUGAUGAACUUAAGGACUUUGAAGAAGCUGGUGAAAAUGAAGAGAACUUGAAUUCUAAACAGCUGCCUCCUCCCGAAAAGGAGAGAGAUCAUGACUCUGAACAGGCAGAGACAACAGAAGAUGCAGAGAGAGACUCUGAAAGCCAGGAAAUUGAAGGUCAAGAAACAGAAGAUGAUACAUUUCCAACUACCCAUGAUGGUGAAGAAGAAGAAAGUGAGAGAGAUAAAGCAGGUUCUGGUGAUGGUACACAAGAAGUAUCUAAACCUCUUCCUUCAGAAGAAAGCCUAGCUGAGGCUGAUCACACGGCUCAUGAAGAGAUGGAAGCUAACACGUCUGUGAAAGAAGCUGAGGAUGAUAACAUAUCGGUUACAAUCCAGGCUGAAGAUGCCAUCACUCUGGAUUUUGAUGGUGAUGACCUCCUAGAAACAGGUAAAAAUGUGAAAAUUACAGAUUCUGAAGCAAGUAAGCCAAAAGAUGGGCAGGACAUCACUUCACAGAGCCUGGAGAAAGAAAGCAAGGACUAUGAGAUGACUGAGAACCAUAAAGAUGGUAAGAAGGAAGACUGCGUGAAGGGUGAUCCUGUCAAGAAGGAAGCCAGAGAAGGUUCGAAGAAAGCAGAAUCUGGAGAUAAAGAAAAGGAUACAGUGAAGAAAGGUCCCUCGUCUACUGGGGCCUCUGGUCAAGCAAAGAGCUCUGCUAAGGAAAGUAAAGAAAGCAAGACAACAUCCAAGGAUGAUAAAGGAAGUGCAAGCAGUGUGAGCGGUAGCAGUGGAAGCUCAACUAGAAACCUGUGGGUUAGCGGUCUCUCCUCUAACACAAAAGCUGCUGACUUGAAAAAUCUCUUUGGCAAAUAUGGAAAGGUCCUUAGUGCAAAGGUGGUCACAAAUGCACGAAGCCCUGGAGCAAAAUGUUAUGGUAUUGUAACCAUGUCUUCUAGUACUGAAGUGGCUAGGUGUAUUGCACACCUUCAUCGCACAGAACUUCACGGACAACAAAUUUCAGUUGAGAAAGUAAAAGGUGAUCCUUCCAAGAAGGAAUUGAAGAAAGAAAGUGAUGAGAAAUCUGGUUCUGGUAGAAGUGUGGGGGAUAAGAAGACUGCUUCAAGUGACAAAACUAACAAAACUCCUUCAACCAAAAAAGAGGAAAAGAAAUCUGACAAAUCAGAGAAAAAAGAAAGCAAAGAAGCCAAAAAAACCGAAGGUAAAGAUGAGAAGAGUGAUAAUGGAUCAAGUGGCCCUAAUCAAGAAUCCACUAAAAAAAAUGAAGAAAAGAAGCGAAUAAGUGGAAAAAGUUCGGGUCAGAUGGUUGUUAUAGACCAAACAAAAGGAGACCAAGGUCACACGAGGACAGUGAGAAGGGGAAGAUUUGACAAAGCACAGAUAUUAAGAAACAAAGAGCGUAUCAUUCAAGAUAAAAUGAAGUUCAGAGAGUACAGAGCAAGAAAAGAUAUCUUGCCUUUUGAGAAAAUGAAGGAACAAAGAAUGCGAGAACAUAUGGUUCGAUUGGAACGAAUACGACGAGCAGUUGAGCUCCGGAGGCGAAGAGAAAUUGCUGAGAGAGAACGUAGGGAGAGGGAACGUAUUCGAAUCAUACGUGAACGGGAAGAACGUGAGCGCUUGCAGAGGGAAAGGGAACGACUGGAAAUAGAAAGGCAAAAACUGGAGAGGGAGAGAAUGGAACGAGAGCGCUUGGAAAGAGAACGCAUUCGUAUUGAACAGGAACGUCGCAAAGAAGCAGAGCGUAUCGCUCGUGAACGAGAGGAACUGCGUCGGCAGCAGCAGCAGCUUCGUUAUGAACAGGAAAAAAGAAAUUCUUUGAAACGUCCACGGGAUGUAGACCACAGGCGGGAUGAUCCAUACUGGAAUGAAACUAAAAAGAUGGCCCUGGAUACAGAUGCACGCUUUAGCCAUAGUUCAGACUACAAUCGCCAGCAAAAUAGAUUUAAUGACUAUGACCACAGAGAAAGGGGGCGAUAUCCAGAAAGUUCAUCGGUUCCAUCAUCGUCUUUUGAAAGGCGUGAACGCUUUGUAAAUCAAGGUGAAGGAAAAAAGACACGUCCAACAGCACGAAGAGAGGAGCCUGGUUUUGAGAGGUAUCCUAAAAAUUUUAGUGAGUCCAGAAGAAAUGAACCACCACAGCCCCGAAGUGAACUUCGAGAUACUGAUAGGCGAGAAGUACGAGGAGAUAGAGAUGAAAGAAGGACAGUAAUAAUUCAUGAUAGGCCUGAAAUACCCCAUGGUCGGCAUCCAAGAGAGACUGGUUCAAAUCCGCCUAGACAAACUAGUUGGAAAAGUGAGGGAGGCUUAAGCACAGACAAACGAGAUUCCAGGGGCGACAGACCAGAGAGAUCUGGAAGGGAUGUGUCCGGACAUGUGAGAAGUGCACCUCCUGGUAGCCGUAGCAGCGCUUCUGGUUAUGGAAGUAGGGAGGGAGAACGAGGAGUAAUGGGAGAAAGAGGUGGUGGAGGGCAACAUUAUAAUGAAGACAGGCAUGUCGUUGAACGCCAUAGUCGGGAAACUGGACCAAGAAAAGAGUGGCAUGGACCUAGUUCUCAAGGAAGUGGAUAUCAUGAUGCAAGGAGAAUGGGAGAUGGACGUGGAGGAGGUGGCAUGAUAUCUCCACAUGCAAGUAACUCUUCACCAAUUAAUAGAGUUGUACAGAUCACAGGCAAUUCUAUGCAGAGGGGAAGUGGCUCAGGAUUUAAACCGUUUAAGGGUGGACCUCCACGAAGAUUCUAAAAUCCACAGCUGCUUUGUUUCAAGAUAACUUAUUGAAAUCUCUUGUAAACUCUACCUGAUUAGAUACAACAAGCAAGAAAUCUUGUCUGGAAAUCCUGAUUAUUAUUAUUUUAUUUUUUUUUUAAUUUUAACAUGGUGAAUGACCUUCUCCAUUUUGGAGGCAUUUUAAUAGUUCCGUUGUACUUUUGGAUAGUUUUUUGUGAUCUUUGAUAAGCAUUUUCCCUGGAGCACUAAAGCUGUGCAAGACGAUUGGAACCAAAAUAUUUGUUAAUCCUGUAAAGAAAAAAAAUAAGAAAAAAUAAUAAAGGAAUAGUUUUCAGCUAUGUGCUAACAGUUUAAUUUACCAGCAUUAGCUCUGUGGUGUCACGCUCUAAAGUUAGCUACUUUCACAACAUACACUUAUAAACCUCCAUUUGAAAGUUGUUUUGGGCUAUAAUCUCUCUGCUUUCUGAUUCUUAGAGAAACAUUUGUUGCAUUUCUGGGUAUUAUGUAACCUAUUUUUGCAGAAGGUACUGUUACAUUGAGUGCAUCUAUGUGUAUUCUUGCAAAUGUAUUCUUUUGAAAUAAACCUUCAUAUUCUGUA